CGGUUGUUGUUGUCGAACGCACGUGGUGCAGAAGGCUCAGCGGCCCCAUAAGGUGUGAGAGGGAAACGAGAGAGAAUAACUAAAGAAACAUGGCUCCUGCUACUGAAAAAAAGGCUGGUGGAAAAAAGAAAGGCCUAAAAGGUGUGAUGAAAAAACCUGGUUUGACAACAAUUGCAAAGAAAUCAUCCAAGGAGGCUAGAAGGGAGAGGCUUUUGAAGGCUAAGAUGUGGGAGCACAGGAUUAAGGGAAGCAAAAAGAAGUCAAAAGCUGGGCAAAAGAAACAGAAGCAGGAUAAAUCAGCACAGGAAAGUAAAGUGAAAAAAGAGAAGGCUGCCACACAAAUUUCUGAAUUAAGUGAGAUGCAGGUGCGAGCAGCUGUUGCAGGUGUUAGAAAAUUAUGCAACAAAUUAUUGGCUGAAUCUAAAGAAUUAUUAGAAGUAGACAGUGAUCAGCACAUUUGCCUGCAAGUCAGCUUAUGCAAAGUGCCCAAAAAUAAAGAUAAACGCUCACCAUUGACCAUCAAAAUACCCUUGCCACAUCCUAUACUGGGCGACGACACAGAUGUCCUGCUCAUAACCAGAAUGCUCGAUAGUGAACGUGGGCCUGACUAUGAGAAAACACUGAACCACUUCAAAGAAUUACUCAUACAAAAGAAAGCAGCGCAUCACAUUACAGAAGUUAUAACUCUGAAGCAAUUAAGAAUGGAAUAUAAAGAAUUUGAAGCUAAAAGAAAUUUAGCUAACCGGUUCCAGGUGAUCCUCGGCCAAGAUUGCAUUAUGGAACUCCUGCCAAAGCUACUGGGAAAACACUUUUAUGGCAGAAAUAAAUUGCCAAUUGCAGUGAAUUUAAAUUCAAAGCACCUGAAGGGUGUGAUUGAGAAUGCUGUUCGUCAGUCAAUUCUCCAUUUCAACAUGAAAGGAAAUUGCUCUCAGGUCAAGGUUGGUCGUCUCAGUCAAAAUGAUGAACAAAUAACUGAGAACGUUCAGAAAGCUGUGUGGAAGAUGAUGCACCGGAUCCCAGGAGGCUGGGACAAUAUUCAAACUCUUUCCCUGAAGGGUCUUAAGACAAAAUCUGUGCCACUCUAUGUUAAGACCACAACCUUUGAUGAGAAGAUCAAACUGCCAGAGAAGGAAUGUGAACCGACUGCUGUAGGUACAUUAACUACACUCAACAAAAGAAAGCUUGUUUACGUCCAGAAAAAUGGCAAUGUUAAGAUCAAGUUGAAAUGCUAACCAUGUGUAGAGAAGAAAAGGUUGAAGAAACUGAAGGCAGUUGCCAAAAUGACUAUUAAGAAGAAACAAGAGGAAGAUACAGAAUAUAUACAAGAAAAAAAUAGUAAUAUAUCCUAUUGGUGAAACUGUGGGCCAAUUGUAUGUUUUUUUUUUGUUUUUGUUUUUUACAGGAUUAGGGAUACUCUUGUAAAAGUAUUAAUAAUCAUAAGGAAUUUGUUUUAUCAUUAUCAAUGUUCAUAAAGCAUAUUACUUUAGUCUUCACUGAUUUACUAAGCUUUUUCUGUUUGUGGGCAUUCAGGUUAACGACAAUUGUUAAAGAAUAUAGUACAGAAUAUAGUACAUGGUAUAGAGUUUGGGUCAGUUAUUCUUCCCAUUGUUAAUUUUUGUUGUUUGGAUUCUAUAAUUGUUUUGAAUAUGAUGUACACAUGAGUGGCAGAAGCUCUAUAGUUUUUCUUUUUUAUUUGCAAAUUGAAGUAGCAGUGUAAUAUCCUCCUUUAAAGUGACCAGUACCGGAAAAUCUACUUGCUCUUGUUAUAUCAUCAUGAGUCCAUCAAGUAAUGAUGUUAUGUGCUUGGUUUACACCUUAACAUGGACUUUGAAACAAAUGUAAAAUAUGAUAGUUUAAUAAAUAUCAAUUUAUUUA
Penaeus indicus is the source of this 1875-nucleotide messenger RNA. Its product is annotated as ribosomal L1 domain-containing protein 1-like. The record is from RefSeq and is a predicted model, not a curated record. NCBI's taxonomy places the organism in Eukaryota, Metazoa, Arthropoda, Malacostraca, Decapoda, Penaeidae. The coding region runs from base 90 to 1232 and encodes 380 amino acids. The transcript is spliced from 9 exons.